Messenger RNA from Helicoverpa zea (corn earworm), 348 nucleotides. Its product is annotated as facilitated trehalose transporter Tret1-like. The transcript has 2 exons. The coding region runs from base 1 to 348 and encodes 115 amino acids. Lineage: Eukaryota; Metazoa; Arthropoda; Insecta; Lepidoptera; Noctuidae. The record is from RefSeq and is a predicted model, not a curated record. Gene Ontology annotation, molecular function: transmembrane transporter activity. Gene Ontology annotation, biological process: transmembrane transport. Gene Ontology annotation, cellular component: membrane.
AUGGCUAUGGGUCCUCCCAGAAUAUUUAGCACUGAGAUCUCGCUACCCAAUAUGAGAGGAGUGAUUGGUGCGUUCCCCACUUUGGGUGUAUCUAUUGGAAUCAGUAUACAGGCCUUCCUCGGUCAAUACUUUAAAUGGAAAACUCUUUGUUACUGCUGCUGUGCUUUCACACUUAUAAACUUCUUAUUAAAUAACUUUUUACCUGAAACACCUUACUACGUACUCAAGACUAAAACUCCAGAAGAGGCUCGGAAAUGUCUCCAAAAGUAUAGGGCUAAGGAUUAUGAUAUUGACAAAGAAAUGGCCCAACUCAUAGAUUUUAAGGAGGACAACGACAUUCGUAAGUAG